AUGACAAAUAUCAACACAGGGAAAUCUUGGAGCUGCUGCCCGAAGAAUUGGAAGCCAUUUGGUUCAAAUUGCUACUUUAUUUCUUCUGAGAUAAGAAAUUGGACUGACAGCAAGAAGCACUGUGCAGAGAUGCAGGCGCAUCUGCUGGUGGUCGACAGCAAGGAGGAGCAGGACUUUAUUACCAAGAAUUUGAAAUUGAAUCAAGAUUAUUAUUUGGGGCUGUCAGAUCUGAAGAAUGGUCACUGGGAAUGGGUUAAUGAGACACCAUACAAUCCAAGUGUCACGUUCUGGUACCCAGGCGAACCCAGUGAUAACAAUGAACAUUGUGUUGUGUUAGAUUUUCUUUCCACAAGGCGCCAAUGGGGCUGGAAUAAUGUCCCUUGUUAUAAUUCUCAUCAAUCAAUUUGUGAGAUGUUGAAGAUCUACUUAUGA
Messenger RNA from Sorex fumeus (smoky shrew), 432 nucleotides. Its product is annotated as C-type lectin domain family 4 member A-like. The record is from RefSeq and is a predicted model, not a curated record. The coding region runs from base 1 to 432 and encodes 143 amino acids. NCBI's taxonomy places the organism in Eukaryota, Metazoa, Chordata, Mammalia, Eulipotyphla, Soricidae. The transcript has 3 exons.